AUGCCCAUGCCUCCCGACGUCCACGCCAAGGUCGCCCGUCUGCACGCCGACCUGACCCGCCACUCGCUAGCGUGGCCGUUCCUCGAGCCCGUGGACCCCGUCGCCCUCAACGUACCGACGUACUACGACGUCAUCUCGCAGCCCAUGGACCUCGCGACCAUGGGCCACAAGCUCCAGACCAACGACUACAACGACCCGCUCGAGUACCGCGCGCACCUCGUGCUCAUGUUUGAGAACGCCAUCGAGUUCAACCAGAGCGACGAGCGCGAGAACUCGGUGGCUGCCGUCGCCCAUGCGUUCCAGAGCGUGGCGCUGGACGAGUGGGCGUCCCUCUUCUCCGAGACGGCGACGACGGACUGGGCGCUCACGGCUGAGAAACAGGCGCAAUGGCGCUUGAUGGAGAAGGCGAAGGAGAGCCGCGUGGUGCGGCGGUGGAAGCGGGACGCGUUCGUGAUGAGGCUCAACCGGGACAAGCUCGAUGCACGGCGGCGGUCGGAUGAAGCGAAUGAGGGCGAGUAA
Messenger RNA from Peronospora matthiolae, 519 nucleotides. The record is from the annotation of a GenBank genome assembly. Lineage: Eukaryota; Oomycota; Peronosporomycetes; Peronosporales; Peronosporaceae.